This is a messenger RNA of Pogoniulus pusillus (Red-fronted tinkerbird), 719 nucleotides long. It is a transcript of the gene DYNLT4, whose product is annotated as dynein light chain Tctex-type 4. The coding region runs from base 42 to 719 and encodes 225 amino acids. The transcript is spliced from 2 exons. NCBI's taxonomy places the organism in Eukaryota, Metazoa, Chordata, Aves, Piciformes, Lybiidae. The record is from RefSeq and is a predicted model, not a curated record. Gene Ontology annotation, biological process: microtubule-based movement. Gene Ontology annotation, molecular function: dynein intermediate chain binding. Gene Ontology annotation, cellular component: cytoplasmic dynein complex; cytoplasm.
UUUACCCUGGCAGAACAGGAGUUGAGCUAAGGGCUACAUAUAUGGCCGAGCAGCUGCCCCCAGAGAUGGCCCUGCCAGCCCGGAUGACAGCUGUGGACAACACUGAAGCCCCGCCACUUCGGGCCACCCGCCGCGGCUCUCAGCCUCCACCUCCAGCCCAGGGCACCGAGGAAGGGAAAGCACCACUCAUGCCCUCUCGCCGCAGCUCCGUCCUGAGCACCCUCCCGCCACCCCUGGCCAGCCGCCGCAGCUCGCUCAGAGCAGCCCCAGGGGGCCGGCGCCCUUCCCUCGGCCUUUGGAUGCUCCACAGCCGUGUAAGCUUCUCCGGGCUCCCCCUCUUCCAGCCCGCCCUCAAGCCCCGCCUCGAAAACACGUACAGGAUGCAGCCGGAUGAAGGCUGCAAGUUCAACACGGAGCAGGUGGAACGGGUGCUGAAGGGAAGCCUGGCCGGGGCCCUGGGGACCACAGUCUACAACGCCCAGGACAGUGCCCAGCUAGCCCAAAGUCUGGUUGAGCUGCUGCAGAGUCAGGCAAAGGAGGUGGUGCCACCCCGUUACAAGCUGGUCUGUCAGGUCCUGCUCGGCCAGCAGGGCCAGCAAAGCCUGCUGGUGGCCAGCCAGGCUCUGUGGGACCCCAAGAGUGACAACUUUGCCUGCACCACUUUCUGCAAUGCCUCCAUCUUUGCCGUGGCCACAGUGCACGGAGUCUACUUUGAAUAA